Molecule: messenger RNA, 3810 nt
Organism: Homo sapiens (human)
Lineage: Eukaryota; Metazoa; Chordata; Mammalia; Primates; Hominidae
Gene: ANKRD45
Product: ankyrin repeat domain 45
Exons: 7
Coding region: 1141-2001 (286 amino acids)
Cellular component (GO): Flemming body; cleavage furrow; cytoplasm
Source: RefSeq, a predicted model, not a curated record
AACAGUUAGUGUCAGGAGUGGUUCAAGAAAGCAGUCACUAUAAUGGGAUUUUGGUAUUGGACCACCUGCUUCCAGGCUAGCAAUGAGAAUAUCAACACUUGUGGUAGAAAGAAGCACAGACAGUCCUUGGCACAACUGAAGUGCAAUUGUUCAAACUUCACUGCUGCUGAACUGUAUCUUCUGGUGGAUGGAAACACCCUAGUAGGUUCAGUGGAUCAGAUGUUUGAGAUGUAUGGGGGAAAUAUGAGUGGGCUGAUGUUAAGCUUAUUUGAUAUUUUGAAGAAAUGUAAUGAAAGGUUGAAAGUGAUUAAUUUGACAAUUAAAAACUAAGCAUGAAAGCCAAAGGGCCUCCUCAUUAAGAAAUAAAGAGGCUCUUAUCUGCAACUGGAAAGCAGGAAAAGCUGAGGGCUAGGUCCAGGACUUAAUUGUAAGAGUUGCAGGACCUCAAGGAAGAUUAAAUUCUUACUACUGGCAAGUUGGCUCUGCCUAGAACAGGGUGCUAGUUGGGAAAGAGUGGGAUCUUGACACAUGGGAUGGGGACAUCUAUGUUCAUGCACCCCCAAAUCUUUAAUUCCCAAAUUUCCCUGAACCCUCUGAGCCUAGAGAAGUGGCCCUCUCCUCCCUAGGGCUAGUGCUCCUUCCUUGCUUGAAGUUGAAAAGGCCUCCCCACCGCGGGACAUGAGCCCUUUCAAGAUCAGCCCCACUUUCCUGCCUUGCCACUAAGGCAAUAACCAGAUUAAGUUACAACAUAACCCUGCUAGGGACAUGCUUGACCCAUAAUGGAGGAAAAGGACUGCAUUAGUUUGUAGGGCAGCUGUGCUAAGUGGCUUUAACAACUGAAAUCUAUUUUCUUGCAGUUCUGGAGGCUAGAAGUCUGAGAUCAAAGUGUCAGCAUCAUCAGACCAUCACUGUUACAUAAGUACUUUCCCUUCUCUCACACCUGUGGUUGCGUGGGCUUGCCUUAUGACCAACUGAAAGAGUGGGAAAAAGCUUGAGCUUGGUUCAUGACUGGGUUGGAUCAGGACACUGGUGCAAGCCAUAAAAUGGACAGUAGCUGCACUGCAGAGAGUCAAGAAAACUUUUAAGCUAUUUACAGCUUUUAACAGUUAAGUGUACUCCUAUGAACAAAAGUUGGAGCAUAUGUGUUUCUGUCUACCUGAUUUCUACAGAAUUUGGAAACUAUUUGUAUUUUUGGAGUUAAUGGAGUCAGAAGGACCUCCAGAGUCAGAGAGUUCAGAAUUUUUCUCACAGCAAGAAGAGGAAAAUGAAGAAGAAGAAGCCCAAGAACCAGAGGAAACAGGCCCUAAGAACCCCCUUUUACAACCUGCUCUCACAGGGGAUGUAGAGGGUUUGCAGAAGAUAUUUGAGGAUCCUGAGAAUCCUCAUCAUGAACAGGCCAUGCAGCUUCUCUUAGAAGAAGACAUCGUUGGGAGAAAUUUGUUGUAUGCAGCUUGCAUGGCUGGGCAAAGUGACGUGAUUAGAGCUUUGGCAAAAUAUGGUGUGAAUCUGAAUGAAAAAACCACCAGAGGGUACACACUCUUACAUUGUGCUGCAGCCUGGGGUCGUUUGGAAACUUUGAAAGCACUGGUAGAACUGGAUGUUGAUAUAGAAGCUUUGAACUUCCGGGAAGAAAGGGCUCGAGAUGUUGCUGCUAGAUAUUCUCAGACUGAGUGUGUUGAAUUCCUGGACUGGGCAGAUGCAAGGCUGACUCUGAAAAAAUAUAUUGCAAAAGUCUCUUUAGCUGUUACUGACACAGAAAAGGGAUCAGGGAAACUCCUUAAGGAAGACAAGAAUACCAUCCUCAGUGCAUGCCGUGCAAAAAAUGAGUGGUUGGAAACCCAUACAGAAGCUUCCAUUAAUGAGCUUUUUGAGCAGAGACAACAACUGGAAGAUAUUGUGACUCCUAUCUUCACAAAAAUGACUACACCAUGUCAAGUGAAAAGUGCCAAAUCUGUAACAAGCCAUGACCAGAAGAGAAGUCAAGAUGAUACCUCCAACUGAACAUACGUUCUGUAAAAGGCCACAUUUUCUUUUAGUAUCUGAAAGGCAAACCUAUUCAUGCCAUUUGAAAUCGAGAAAACAGAUGUGGGUUUCUUUAAGUAUUUAAGUACAACAUUACAUCGCCCUUGUUUUGUUUGACCUGUUCAGCAUGCUUAUGUCCGGACUCUGGCCUCGCCUCUGCUCCUCCAAGCACAGCCCCAUGUGAGUUUCACGUGCUCCUUCAGGAAAGCACUUGGGUAUAAAUCAUUCGUGAAGACCAUGUGGAGGCUUUAAGAACUACUCAGAGAAUCUAAUAAUUUUCUGUGUAAUUGAGGCAUUCCAUAUAAAAGGACAUAUUUGGCUAUUUCCAGAGAAAAAAUUUGUUCUCCCUGCCUAAAAAGGAAAUCUUAUGGAAUGACACUUGGAGCAAGGAAAUAUUAAGACCAGCUUGGAUUAGGAGCCUCUGGGUACAACUAUCACUUUUUAUGUCCAAAAUUAAAUUUCACCUGUGAGGUGGGGUAUACCUCUGAGUAAAACCCCUCUUUAUCUUUGACCUCCUUCUAUCUGUAAAUUAAUAAACACAAAUCUGUAUAGUUUUAUACUUAGAAGAGUUCUCCUAUUCUGUAAGGCUGGCAAUACAGAUAUUGUAACUGGACUGAAGACCAUUUCCCCUCCCAUUCUGUUUUAUAUUUCCUAGGUUUUAAGUACGAUAGUUGGUUUCAUAUUGGUGGUUUGGAAAGCCUUUUUUCUAAUUUAUUUAAUCAGGCGCCUCAACCUUCUCUUACGUUGUGACUUUAUGGAAAAGUUUUAUAGAAAAGAAGAUGGUUUUUAAAAAGCACUUAUUGUUCGUUCUUAUGGCUUUCUCUUCUUUGUCCUGUUCUGAAAGCUAGUUUUCCCUUAUGGGGAGAAGGAAAAGGAAUGGGUAAUUCAGUAAUACUUUGUCAGUUGACAUUUAUUUAACCAUGGUUUUGAGAUAACCCUGUUUUAAAUGUCUCCCAAAGUUUUUAGUUUUUUAUCCUUUUAAUGUAUGAGCAAUUCAGUUUCAAUUUUUUAAAGCAAAAGAACACUGCAAUAACUUUCAGCCACCUUUUUGGCCGACCCAGUGGGUGUUUAUGGAGCAGUACAAAGAAGACCUGUGUUUGCUCCUUUUUUUUUUUUACCCUCCUUCUCCCUUCUCCCUUUUCCCUUCCCUUCCCCUUCUCCUUCCUCUCCCUUCCUCUCCCUUCCCCUCCCUUCCCCUCCCUUCCCCUCCCUUCCUCUCCCUUCCUCUCCCCUCCCCUCCCUUCCUCUCCCCUCCCCUCCCUUCCUCUCCCCUCCCCUCCCCCUCCUCUUCUCUCUCCUCCUCCUCUUCCCUCUCCAACUCCUUCUUCUUCCUCUCUUAUCUCUCUCUCUCUCUCCACCCCCGCAACCUUCUUGACAGGGUCUGCCUCUCCUGCCCAGGCUGGAAUGCAGUGGAGUUAUCAUGAUCAUAGCUCACUGUAACCUGUAACUCCUGCACUCAAGUGAUCCUCCCACCAUGCUUGGGUAAUUGAAAAAAUAAACAUUUGCAGGCUGGGUGCUGGCUCACACCUGUAAUCCAAGAACUUUGGGAGGCCAAGGCAGGCGGAUCACCUGAGGUCAGCGGUUUGAGACAAGCCUGGCCAACAUGGUGAAACCCUGUCUCUACUAAAAAUACAAAAAUUUAGCUGUAUGUGGUGGCACGUGCCUGUAAUCCCAGUGACUUGGGAGGCUGAGGCAGGAGAAUCACCUGAGCCCGGGAGGUGGAGGUUGCAGUGAGCCGAGAUCGCACCACUGCAUUCCAGCCUGGGUGACAGAGUGAGACUCCAUCUC